Uncinocarpus reesii 1704 is the source of this 2919-nucleotide messenger RNA. Its product is annotated as coatomer beta' subunit. Bases 1 to 2919 code for a protein of 972 amino acids. NCBI's taxonomy places the organism in Eukaryota, Fungi, Ascomycota, Eurotiomycetes, Onygenales, Onygenaceae. Gene Ontology annotation, biological process: respiratory electron transport chain; endoplasmic reticulum to Golgi vesicle-mediated transport; intra-Golgi vesicle-mediated transport. Gene Ontology annotation, molecular function: structural molecule activity; protein binding. The transcript has 7 exons. Gene Ontology annotation, cellular component: COPI vesicle coat. The record is from RefSeq and is a predicted model, not a curated record.
AUGAGGGCCACAUUGAGAUUACUAGCCAAUGUCAAGCCGGGCAGAUACCUUGAGCCCUUCGCACCCACCGGUUUAACGGGCCUCACAACCCACCCUAGCCCGAGACCAACUCUCAUCUACCUCUACCAAACGACGCUUGAGAAGCUCAAGGCCUUUCCCGAGUCAUCUGUAUACCGCCAAUCGACAGAAGCACUUACGCGCCAACGAUUAAACAUCGUCGAAUCGGUGAAACCAGCAGGUUUUGAUUCUUGGCUGGAGAGAGUUAAAGCAGCUGUCGCGGAGAACCCCGAGGCUUACAAAACGGCCCUGAAGCCUGACGGUAGUUAUGCGGCAUAUGAAGAAAAAGGGAAGCCUAGCGAGGAGAAGGACUGGGGUGGAGAGUCUUUCAACCCUCAAAUGGAGGGAGCAUAUCUCAACGAACAGGAGAUGGAGGCUCGGGUAAAGGAGGCCCAGGAAGAAGCAAACAAGCAAUUAGAACCGAAAUUGGAAUGGGAGCCAGAACCAGUACUUGAAGCGGCACAAAUCUCUGAUAUCGAGCAGCAAAUUGGCAGUGGGUUAAUUGAGGAAGUUAUUCAAACUGCCCAAUCCGAGUUGAAUCUGGUUGAGGAGCUAGCUAAGCACAAGGUCUGGGAACAUCAAUCCAAAUCGAGUGCACAAGCCUGCGAGUGUGGACAAGUUGCAUUGUUGAGACAGCUCUUUGCCCGGUCUGACCGGGUCAAGGGGAUCGACUUCCAUCCUACAGAGCCAUGGUCUAUCAUUAAAACAUUCGAACUCACAGAUGUCCCCGUGCGAGCCGGCCGUUUCAUCGCAAGAAAGAAUUGGAUCGUUUGCGGUUCUGAUGACUUCCAAUUACGCGUGUACAACUAUAACACCUCCGAAAAAAUAAUCUCCUUCGAGGCCCAUCCCGAUUACAUCCGCUCUAUCGUAGUCCAUCCUACGCAUCCAUUCGUAUUAACUGCCUCCGAUGAUAUGACCGUCAAACUCUGGGAUUGGGAUAAAUCAUGGAAAUGUGUACAAGUGUUCGAAGGGCAUAGCCACUAUGUUAUGGGUUUGGCCAUCAACCCGAAAGAUUCAAACACAUUCGCCUCCGCCUGUCUCGACAGAACGGUCAAAAUAUGGAGUUUGGGUUCUUCACAUCCCAAUUUAACGCUCGAGGCCCAUGAAGCUAAGGGCGUCAACCACGUCGAUUAUUACCCGCAUGCCGAUAAGCCAUACCUCUUGACCACUUCCGACGAUAGGACCGUCAAAGUGUGGGAUUAUACUACAAAGGCAUUGAUUGCGACCUUAGAAGGCCACACCAGCAAUGUUUCAUUUGCUUGCUACCAUCCUGAACUUCCAGUCAUCAUAUCCGGUUCCGAGGAUGGAACAAUUAAGAUUUGGAACGCCAAUACGUAUAGAUUGGAGCAAUCCUUGAGCUAUGGCUUGGAAAGAGCGUGGUGCGUGAGCUAUCAAAAAGGGAAACAGGGCGUUGCAAUGGGCUUUGAUGAUGGUGCCGUAGUUGUGAAAAUGGGAAGAGAAGAACCAGCGGCAUCAAUGGAUGGGUCAGGGAAAAUAAUUUGGGCACGCCACAAUGAGGUGGUUUCAACAGUCAUCAAGGGUGGUGAUGCAACUCUCAAGGACGGAGCUCCCCUUACCUUACCGAUUAAGGAACUUGGCUCUUGUGAAGUGUACCCUCAAAGUUUGAUGCACUCUCCAAAUGGAAGAUUUGUGUCAGUUUGCGGGGAUGGCGAGUAUAUCAUUUACACUGCGCUCGCAUGGAGGAACAAGGCGUUCGGACAGGCCCUUGACUUUGCAUGGGGCUCCAAAGACAACAGCAACGACUAUGCAAUCCGGGAAUCUCAAACAAGUGUUAAAAUUUUCCGCAAUUUCAAAGAGAAGAGUGGCGGUCUCGAUGUCGGGUUCCAGGCAGAAGGUCUUUGCAGCGGCGUCUUGCUUGGAGUAAAAGGUCAGGGUGGUAUUGGAAUGUUCGAUUGGGAAACUGGCAAUCUUGUGAGAAGAAUCGAGGUUGAUCCCAAAGAGGUCUACUGGUCGGAAUCCGGAGAGUUGGUCACUCUGGCUUGUGAGGAUACUUUCUACGUUUUACGAUAUUCAAGGGAAAACUACAUCGCCGGUGUCAACGCCGGAGAGGCCGAUGAAGAUGGCGUGGAAGCAGCAUUCGAAGUCGUUACAGAUGUCACCGCUACCGUCCGUACUGGCGAAUGGGUUGGAGACUGCUUUAUCUACACCACUUCAACCAAUCGAUUGAACUACCUUGUUGGUGACCAAACAUACACGAUUUCCCACUUCGAUCAACCCAUGUACCUUCUUGGUUAUCUCCCGCGCGAUGGGAGAAUAUACCUUGCGGAUAAGGACCUUACGGUCGUCUCAUUUUCACUCUCCCUUUCCGUUGUUGAAUACCAGACCUUGGUUCUCCGUGGUGAUAUGGAAUCCGCUAGCGAACUCUUGCCCGAUAUACCCAAAGACCAAAUGAACAAAAUUGCCCGAUUCUUAGAGGGCCAAGGAUACAAAGACCUUGCACUCGAAGUCGCAACAGACCAAGAACACCGUUUCGAACUUUCUCUCAGCCUAGGCAAGCUUGACAUCGCCCUCGAAAUUGCCCGCGAGGCAGAUAUCGAACACCGAUGGAAGACCGUGGGUGAUGCUGCCAUGAAUGCUUGGGAUCUCGCCCUCGCUGAGGAAUGCUUCACCCACGCCAAAGACCUGGGCUCUCUACUUCUCCUACACUCCUCAAGCUGCAAUGUUGACGGCCUCCGCAAUUUAGCAGAGCGAGCAAAAGAGUUAGGCGCUCAUAACGUUGUGUUCUCGGCACUUUGGCAACUCAGGGACAUAGAUGGAUGCAUUGACCUCCUUGUUCAAACGAACCGCGUUGCCGAGGCACCGGGCACCAGAACUCGUGCUCACCUGGAAAGAGAAUCUUGA